Messenger RNA from Schistocerca nitens (vagrant locust), 2355 nucleotides. RefSeq names its product protein masquerade (gene mas). Gene Ontology annotation, biological process: proteolysis. The record is from RefSeq and is a predicted model, not a curated record. The transcript has 10 exons. Gene Ontology annotation, molecular function: serine-type endopeptidase activity. Lineage: Eukaryota; Metazoa; Arthropoda; Insecta; Orthoptera; Acrididae. Bases 42 to 2243 code for a protein of 733 amino acids.
CAGGCGGACAGGACGGGACGGGACAGCAGAGGUUACGAGCCAUGAGGUCGCCGCUACUGUUUGCUGCGCUCGCGAUCGCCGCCGGGCUGCCCGCCGUCCAUGCGCAGGGCAUCGCUGACAGCUUCAUCUCUGGGCUGCUGGACUCGAUAACGAGCACGGAGGAGGCGAGGGACUGCCCGGGCAUGUGCGUGCACAAGUGGGCGACGCUGAUCUGCUACGAGGUGCUGGAGGACGUGGCGUGCCCGUCGGCCACGAUGCGCUGCUGCCUGGAGGAGCCGGGCAACGCCACCGCCGCCCAGCCGCCCGCGGCCGCCGACAGGCCCUCGCCGCCCCCGCCGCCGCCCCCGAAGCACCAGCCGCACACCAAGCCGCCGCCCUCCACCACGCGACGCCCACAGUCUUCAGAUCCUCCAUCGAAGUCCGAAUCUUCUACGACGUCUUCGCCCCCCACAGCAUCGGACAAAAAGGACACGGUGAAGCCCUGCCCGGGCCUGUGCGUGGCGGAGCGCAUCGCCGAGUACUGCGACGCGGUGCUGGAGGCGGCCGAGCUGUGUGGCGCCGGCAUGCGCUGCUGCGUGUCCCGCGACGCCUUCCCCGAAGCUCAGCCGCCGCCCAGCCUGGCCGAGCGCAACGCCAGCCGGCCCACGGCGCCGCCGCCCACGCCCUCUUCGCCGCCCCCCGCCGGCGCUCACCCGUCGCCGUCCCCGUCGCCCGCGGCGCCGAAGCAGCCGCCGCCGCCGCCGCCGCCCAAGCGCGUGCCCAAGCCUUGCCGCGGCGAGUGCGUGGGCAGCUUCCUCGCGCUGCUCUGCGAAGACAUCGACACCGAGGCGACGUGCCCUGACGACGGCAACUGCUGCGUCACCUACUACUCCCCGCUGGCGCCCUCCUCGCCGGUUCCCGCGCCUCUCAGCACCACCACCACGGCGCCGCCGCAGUCGACGCACGCGCUGCCGCGGUGCCCGGGCUUCUGCCUGCUGCGGCUGAUGUCGGGUCUGUGCGAGCGGCCGGCCGUGGUGAUCCCGCACACGUCGACGUGCGGCCGCGACUCGGUGUGCUGCGACAACACGCGCCAGCCGCCCACCACCAGCCGGCCGGCCAGGCCGCGGCCGCGGCCCACGCCGCCCCCGCAGCCCAGCACCACGGCGGCGCCCGACCCGCGGCCCGACUGCCCCGGCUCCUGCAUCGUCUCCUACCUCUCCUUCACCUGCUUCCGUAAUGCAGAAAUGACAGAUCUCUUCAAGUGCCGUAAGUCUGGCACACAAUGCUGUGCAUCAAAAACUCUCAUCCGUGAAACAAUUGAAGAGAAAUCAGGGCAUUCGUCAGACCAGAACCAUACUGUUACUGCAGUUGAACCGUAUCAUCCAACUUUAAGGCCAUCACAUCAUCCAGCACCACACAACCCAUAUACAACAAGUGUGGCUACCACAACUACCACUUCAACAACAAGACCACCAGUUUACAGCAAGUAUGUAUGUGGUGUGAAGGGUACAGCACGUCAUGGUAGAGUUGUAGGUGGAGAGGAUGGGGAUCCUGGUGAAUGGUGCUGGCAAGUUGCUCUCAUAAAUUCCCUAAACCAAUAUCUCUGUGGUGGAGCACUCAUUGGCACUCAGUGGGUUCUUACAGCUGCACAUUGUGUCACAAACAUUGUGAGAUCUGGUGAUGCUAUCUAUGUGCGCGUUGGUGACCAUGAUUUGACACGUAAAUAUGGAAGCCCAGGUGCACAGACAUUGCGUGUAGCAACAACAUACAUCCAUCACAACCAUAACAGCCAAACCCUGGAUAAUGACAUAGCAUUACUGAAGUUACAUGGACAAGCUGAGCUCAAGGAUGGUGUGUGUCUAGUCUGCUUGCCUGCCAGAGGAGUUAGCCAAGCAGCUGGAAAGCGCUGCACUGUCACAGGAUAUGGAUAUAUGGGAGAGACUGGUCCUAUCCCAUUGAGGGUCCGAGAAGCUGAAAUACCUAUUGUGAGUGAUGCAGAAUGCAUAAGAAAAAUCAAUGCAGUUACAGAAAAAAUCUUUAUCCUUCCAGCAAGCAGUUUUUGUGCUGGUGGAGAAGAAGGAAAUGAUGCAUGUCAGGGAGAUGGAGGUGGGCCACUGGUUUGUCAAGAUGAUGGAUUUUAUGAACUAGCAGGUUUGGUAUCUUGGGGAUUUGGAUGUGGCCGAGCUGAUGUCCCAGGUGUCUAUGUGAAAGUUUCCUCCUUCAUUGGUUGGAUUAAUCAGAUUAUCAGUGUAAAUAAUCUGUAGCGAACAGAGAUAAUAGAGCAUAAUUUCACUCUGUAAAUAACUCAUUCUAUUUAUAUCAUCAUUAAAUAUUUUUAUCACUGAGUUUACAGUAUCAUUUAGUGCAAUAGUAUCA